AUUCCAACCUGCAGAUGUGAUGCUGGGUGGAUGGGAGCAUCCUGUGACCGCCCAUGUGUCAAUGGAACAGUAACACCAGAGGACACCUGUGUCUGUGACCCCUGCUACUAUGGACCAGGCUGUGAUCUGGAGUGCAGUAACCACGGGUCAUGUCAGAAUGACCAGUGUUCCUGUGAUGAAGCCUGGAGAGGUGAGGACUGCAGUAUCCGUGGCUGUCCUGGUGAGCUAGAGGACUGUUCAGGCCAUGGCUACUGUAACCGACUAGACCAGGUCUGCUACUGCCAGCCCAACUGGAAGGGUCCCGACUGCAACACUCCUGACUGUCCCGGCACACCUGACUGUAGGGACAGAGGUUACUGUGAUGGGACAAACUAUGACCCACCAAGAUGUGUUAACUGCACACAAGGGUGGAUGGGGUCGGAGUGUCAGGUACCCUGCACACAUGGUGUCCAGCAGCCCAUGGACAGUGGCUUCUGUGACUGCUUCCCGUGUUACUCAGGCACCAGCUGUGAUAUGGAGUGCACAGAUCAUGGAACCUGCCAGAAUGGAACAUGCCAAUGUCAAUCAGGUUAUGAAGGUGACAUGUGUCAGGACCUGGACUGCCCAGGAGAGCCUGACUGUACUGAUAGAGGCACCUGUGUGAGGCGUGGUGGACAGUCCAUCUGUUUGUGUAACCCUGGCUUUGGUGGGUUAACCUGUUCAGACCUGGUGUGUCCUGGAGAACCAGCCUGCAGCAGUAGAGGUAUCUGCACCAUUGUUGGGGACACCACCGCCUGUGUGUGUGAGCAUGGCUAUGAUGGUGAAGCUUGUGACCGGUGUUUACCUCGGUUUGCUGGAGACUUCUGUGAUGAAUGUGAAGAAGGGUACAUAGGAUCUGACACUGACUGUAGU
Molecule: messenger RNA, 891 nt
Organism: Branchiostoma belcheri (Belcher's lancelet)
Lineage: Eukaryota; Metazoa; Chordata; Leptocardii; Amphioxiformes; Branchiostomatidae
Product: tenascin-like
Exons: 7
Biological process (GO): motor neuron axon guidance
Source: RefSeq, a predicted model, not a curated record